CGACAAAUCACCCCUCGGUCAAUCUAUCCUGAUGCCAAACCAAGAAACGCCACAAUACAUAGGAUUAGAGUCGGACUCGGAACCUCUGGAGCCCUUUGAACUGUAUAACGCCCUGGAGGCGACAACACCUCAAAGCGACGACGAGCUCAUAGCGAAGUGGGCCAAUGUUUUCUCUACCUAUGAUAUUCAGCGCGGCCUCAGUAUAUUUGACCUCGAACCGGCAAUUGGCUCGAGCAACCGCUAUGGAGACACUUGUCGAGAUAUACCUUUUGUGAUUCGCGGCAUAAGACAAAUAGCUGUAUCUGAUCAGCCAAAGGAUCCCUAUUGGUGGAUGCUUGUGAAAGCUGGGAUCAUCGAAAAACUGUGCGAGUGUGUCUCAGGACGACGAAAAACAUUCAAUUACCCAUCUUGGAGCACUGUGCCUGCUCUCAAAACCGAUGGCGGGUUUAGCGAAGUGCAUGCUACCUAUUUUAUCCCAUUAGAGAUUAUCACACACUGUGUCAAGGAUCUCAAACGCCCUUUGGACGCUACAGGGAGGAAGGUUCUUUCUACUAUAGGCGCUCACUGGCCAGCCAUGAUGGAGCGCCUAUGGUCAGAACCGGAGACGACUCUGGAUCCUAUACCCUUCCACAUCCCCGAAAGGGCUGUUAUUGGAUCCUUGAUAUGCUGGAUUCACGAAGUGGACCCAUCAUUUCGUGAUGUCAUCAACAACAGCCGGCCUGAACUUACUGUUGCUCUAAUCACUCGGUCCUGGAUGCACUCGAUCCAUGAGCCCGACCAUAGCAGCUUUUACCAGGCAAUGUCCCGGUUACACUCUCUUGGAGUCAGCGGAGCACGGGUGGGCCCCUCUAACACCAACAUCCCUCCUCGCGUCAUUCGAGCGAUUGUUAAAGGUGCAGCAUACAGCAGUAGUCCAAGUUGUGCCUUUGAUCGCUUCAUCGAGAAUGCCGUCAAGGGAUUGAAGUCUUUCCCGACUAUACUAGCCGCAGGGGCCGCCGACUCCCUAUACGAUCUGCUUGCAGCUUGUCCUAUGAUAGACGAACGCAACCAGCUGCUUCGCGCCCUAAUCAAAUCGAGCACCUUGUGGACUACACUCUUUGAUUUACUCUACGAAUCCAUCACGGAAUCACAAAAGGCGAACAAGACCGUAUACGCCUUUGUGAGCUCUGUUGACUUCGCCAAUGUCGUGCUCUCGGCCUCCUCUGUGGGCAGCCUGAGCCGCAAGGAAAUCAAACCCCAUGCUAUGUUUUUGGUCUCUUCUUCUACCCUGUGGAACGCCCUGGAUACAUUGUUGGUGAUGCAUGCUUCUACCACGCCUAUUACUAUGUCCAUCAUGUUGCUUUACGAGCAAAUACGUACUCUGAGCGGUGUAUAUCCUUCGAUCGCGUCACGCCUUAGGCUACAACUCCCUCGCCCACGAUCUCUCAGAGCUCUGUUCGACGCAUCAUUCUCCGCCCCGGGGCAUCCCACACCUCCUAGAAUCAUCACCAAGGCCAUGGUUACACCCCACGAAGAUAAAUUCGAGGAAGAAGUCAGAUCUGUCUCCUUCUGUGGGCUGAAGGCUUGGGUAAUGCUCGAGCGACUGCAACAGACCUGUGGGGUGCAUCGCCAGUGCAUGCGGAGAGGAUGCUCCGAGCGCUGGACAUAUCGGUGUAAAGCCUGUAUGAGUACCCAGUAUUGUGGGCGCGAGUGCCAGAGAUUGGAUUGGACUGAGCACCGGUUGGUUUGUGGAUUGUAUCUCGACUACGAUCACCCGUCUCUGGGUCCCGACGAUCUUGCCGUACUUACUGUCCCUUUACGUUACCAGACCAACGCAUCGUAGAGCCAGGGGCCACGUGUUUGCUUCGCCACCACCCAUGCAUUUAGAUUGUAGACUGCAUGGCGCGAUGCCUUCACGCCUCCAGAUU
Stereum hirsutum FP-91666 SS1 is the source of this 1907-nucleotide messenger RNA. RefSeq lists its product as uncharacterized. The transcript has 7 exons. The coding region runs from base 32 to 1822 and encodes 596 amino acids. NCBI's taxonomy places the organism in Eukaryota, Fungi, Basidiomycota, Agaricomycetes, Russulales, Stereaceae. The record is from RefSeq and is a predicted model, not a curated record.